UAGUUUUAGUCACUGUCUGUGUACAAAGGCUUUGGUGACAGUGGCUGUUCACACUUAUUUUUAGUGCUCCACAGUGUUCUUAGCCAGGACCAACAACAUCCCUAAAUUUGCUUAUGUAGAAAUGAGCUUUAAGGAUAUUUUAUUUCUCUUUGUAUUACAGUUAACUUUUUUGACACUGGAAUCUUCUACUGGAAAAAUUAGUUUGGCAGAAUCUUCCCAAAGGCGUUUUGAGGGUUUCACUUGAGACCAGCUGGAUAUUACUCUUUCUUGACUUUCAGCCCAUUCCAUCAGAGAAUUUGCAUGUGUUUCCCCAAAUGGAAAUAACUCAUAGCAGAUUGUGCAUAAAGAAUUGAUGGGUUUUAUUACUUUACCCCUGGAAACAAUCUCUACAAAUCAUCAAAACUUCAGGACAUUGUAUUUCUGGUGAAAUAUGGUAAUGCUUUGUGACCAGAAACAAUGGCACGCUGCUGCUGCUGCUGGAUUCUCCUGGCUGGGUUCGAGGUUGGGUUUUUUGCAUUGUGUAAACUUGUGUUCUAUGAGAGUUGAUGUUUUUAGAAAGACAAGAGAAUUUUCUUAUUACAGCCUUUCAUGAGAGUCUCACUUGCAGGACUUCUGGUAUUCUUUUGUUGAGACUUCCAAGCAUUUAGAAUAUCUAAAAUGUUUGUAUCAGUGCAGAAAGCUGUAAAUCCUCAUUUAAAACUUGUCUUCAAGUCACUUCAUCUCCAUUUAUAUCUCUCAGACAAGGCCAUAUCUUUCCCUUAAAUGUGAGUGACAAAAAAAGUUAAGUUUGUGCAGUGCUAGGAAUUUAAAAUAUGCUUGUUGUAGGCUUAGUUUCUGAGCAUUUCUUUUCUCCUGUAGCUUAGGGAAUUUUUGUGCAGCUCGUUUUGUUGCACGUUGUGCAGGUAAAGGCAUGAAAGCCUGUGUAUUUUAAUGUAGAUAGUCUGGAGCAGAAUGAGAUGACUACAGAUGACAGUAUGUUUCUCAGCCUGGCUAUUGUUCUUCCAGAGGGCAUUUCAGAGUUUUCUGUUUACUGUUUAUCCAGGGAAGGUUGUGUGAGUUUCCCUGAAUGGAAUGGCAGAAGGGGGAAUUCACUGCCUGCUGUAACAUCUAAUUAGCAAUCCUAAUGUGUUCUAGGGCUUGUUAAGAGAGAGCAAACUGUUGGAGUCAAUCCUUUUCGGUGUGUGCAACAGGAGGGGGAUAACUUCAGAUGUUUUGGAGUUUUGAGGACGGUUAUAUAGCUUAGGUGGAGGAGAAUGAGAUUGAAUGCUGACUGUAGGCCUGGCUGAGAAACAUACUGUCAUCGGUGUCUUAGGUGGCCGUUGUGUCCCUGAGAGCCAGUGGCCUUCGACCCCUGAAGCCACUGUGCCUGAAGGAGCUUUAAUGCAGAAAUGACCAUUUAUGUGAAGCAGCUGGGCAGAAGGAUCUUCAGCCGUGAGCACGGGUCCAACAAAAAGCUGGCAGCACAGUCCUGUGCCCUCUCCCUGGUUAGGCAGCUCUACCACCUCGGGGUCAUCGAGCCUUACUCUGGGCAGACAAAGAAGAAAGGAGAGUCGCUGGAACCCUAUGAGGUGUCACUGUCUCCUGACUUAGAAAAUCAGCUGCAAAAGACUGUCCGGGAGCUGUCCCUGGAGAUCGUGCCUUCGCCUGAAGAUCCCAGUAAUCCAGUUCUGAUCAACGUCGGAAAGUUGGCCCAAUUUGAGCCAUCACGGAGACAAAGUCACACAGGAGUUGUUCCCUGGUCACCACCUCAUUCCAACUGGAACCCUUGGACUGGCUGCAAUAUUGAUGAGGGUCCUCUGGCAAAUCUCACUCCAGAGCAAAUAAGCAUGGAUCUGAAAAGUGAUUUCAUGUACCGUCUGGAGCAGGAUCAGGAAUUACAGAGGAUUCAAGAAGAGAGAGAGGCCUUACCUCUGAAGAAUUUUGAGAGUGAAAUUCUGGAUACAGUCCGUCAGAACUCUGUUGUUGUCAUCCGUGGUGCCACUGGUUGUGGCAAAACCACCCAAGUGCCCCAGUACAUCCUGGAUGAACACAUCAGAACCGGCCGGGCUGCCGAGUGCAACAUCGUGGUGACACAGCCCCGGCGGAUCAGCGCGGUGUCGGUGGCAGAGCGCGUGUCCUACGAGCGGGGAGAGGAGCCGGGGCAGAGCUGCGGGUACAGCGUGCGCUUCGAGUCCGUGCUCCCUCGGCCCCACGCCAGCAUCAUGUUCUGCACCGUGGGUGUUCUUCUGAGAAAGGUGGAGACUGGGAUCCGUGGCAUUAGCCACGUUAUUGUUGAUGAGAUCCAUGAGAGAGACAUUAAUACUGACUUCCUUUUGGUGGUGCUGAGGGAUGUCAUUCAGGCCUACCCUGAAAUCAGGGUUGUCCUCAUGUCUGCCACCAUUGACACCAGUAUGUUCUGUGAAUACUUCUUCAACUGUCCCAUCAUCGAGGUCUACGGCAGAACCUUUCCUGUCCAAGAUUAUUUUCUGGAAGAUUGUAUUCAAAUGACUCAGUUUGUUCCUCCACCAAAGGAGAAGAAGAAGAAAGAGAAGGAUGAAGAAAGUGGUGAAGAUGAUGACGCCAAUUGCAACCUUAUUUGCAGUGAUGAAUAUGGCCCGGAAACAAAGCACUCCAUGGCUCAGCUGAACGAGAGAGAAACCUCUUUUGAGCUCAUUGAGGCCCUGCUGAUUUAUAUCAAGACUCUGAAUGUUCCAGGAGCUGUCCUUGUUUUCUUGCCUGGCUGGAAUUUGAUCUAUACAAUGCAGAAGCAUCUAGAAAUGAACCCACACUUUGGAGGCCACCAGUACAGGAUUUUGCCUCUGCAUUCCCAAAUUCCUCUGGAAGAACAACGUCGAGUGUUUGAUCCCGUGCCUUCUGGAGUGACCAAAGUUAUUUUAUCCACCAGCAUCGCAGAGACCAGCAUUACCAUCAACGACGUGGUCUUUGUUAUCGACUCCUGCAAGCAAAAAGUGAAGCUGUUCACGGCUCACAACAACAUGACAAACUAUGCCACGGUCUGGGCAUCCAAAACCAACCUGGAGCAACGCAAAGGCAGAGCUGGGCGUGUGCGGGCCGGGUUCUGCUUCCACCUGUGCAGCAGAGCUCGCUUUGAGAGACUGCAGACUCACAUGACACCCGAAAUGUUCCGGACGCCACUCCACGAGAUCGCUCUGAGCAUCAAACUGCUGCGGCUGGGCGGCAUCGGGCAGUUCCUGGCCAAGGCCAUCGAGCCGCCGCCCCUGGACGCGGUGAUCGAGGCAGAGCGCACGCUCAGAGAGCUGGAUGCCCUGGAUUCCAACGAUGAGUUGACACCUCUUGGAAGAAUCCUGGCCAAGCUUCCCAUUGAGCCUCGUCUGGGCAAGAUGAUGAUCAUGGGCUGCAUUUUUUACGUGGGAGAUGCUGUUUGUACCAUCUCUGCUGCCACCUGUUUCCCUGAGCCCUUCAUCAGUGAGGGCAAACGCCUGGGUUACGUCCAUAGGAAUUUUGCUGGGACCAGGUACUCGGAUCACGUGGCUUUGCUCUCUGUCUUCCAGGCCUGGGACGAUGCAAGAAUGGGUGGUGAAGAAGCAGAGAAGAGGUUUUGUGAGCACAAAAGACUCAGCAUGGCCACUCUUAGAAUGACUUGGGAAGCAAAAGUCCAGCUGAAAGACAUACUUAUUAGUUGUGGCUUCCCUGAAGAGUGUUUGAUGACUCAGCCGUUCAACAACACUGGCCCAGAUAAUAACCUGGAUGUUGUCAUCUCCCUGCUGGCUUUUGGGGUCUACCCCAACGUCUGCUACCACAAGGAGAAAAGGAAAAUUCUUACCACGGAGGGGCACAACGCUCUCAUCCACAAAUCAUCUGUCAACUGCCCUUUCAGCAGCCAGGACAUCAAGUAUCCAUCACCCUUCUUCGUUUUUGGAGAAAAGAUUCGAACACGAGCCAUCUCUGCCAAAACCAUGACCUUGGUGAGCCCACUGCAGCUGCUCCUCUUUGCCUCCAAGAAAGUCCUGUCAGAUGGGGAGCUCAUUCUGGUGGAUGACUGGAUCAAGCUGCGGAUGCCGCACACGCCGGCCGCCUGCAUCACGGCCCUGCGCGCCGCCGUGGAGGCCCUGGUGGUGGAGGUGACCAAAGAUCCCGGCAUCCUCCGGCAGCUGGACCCGGCACACGAGCGCAUGCUGACCGUGAUCCGGCAGCUCUCCAGGCCGGCGGCUGCGGGCAUGGCCCUCCUGGCUGCCAACACAAGGUUUGGGGACGGCCCCCGCCCCCCCAAGAUGACUCGCUACGACAACGGCGGCUCCAGGGGCUGGGGAGGCCCCCCCAGGGGCCGAGGGUACGGGGGGUACGGAUACUCCGGAUACUCCGGCUGGCGCUCCAGAGCACGAGGAUACCCAGGGAGCCCCUAUGGAGUUGGGGGCGGCUAUAGAGGAGGGGGAGGAGGGGGGUACCGGGGAGGCUACGGGGACCAGAGUAGGGCCGGCUGGUAGUGGUGGGAGUACAGUGAAGUCUUUCCAGGGACUUCCUCUCCCAAAUUCCCCAGCCUGUUUGCCAUUUUGGUUCCUUAGUACCAGUACAGAUCUGUAAUAUAUCAUGCCCUUAGGGAACUUCCUACAAGUUGUAUGAUUUUGUUCUUAAUAAAGGGUUUGUUUGUAAAGACUUA
Molecule: messenger RNA, 4618 nt
Organism: Corapipo altera (White-ruffed manakin)
Lineage: Eukaryota; Metazoa; Chordata; Aves; Passeriformes; Pipridae
Gene: DHX9
Product: DExH-box helicase 9
Exons: 24
Coding region: 1389-4445 (1018 amino acids)
Biological process (GO): positive regulation of transcription by RNA polymerase II; regulation of mRNA processing
Cellular component (GO): nucleolus; ribonucleoprotein complex; intracellular anatomical structure
Molecular function (GO): ATP binding; double-stranded RNA binding; 3'-5' DNA/RNA helicase activity
Source: RefSeq, a predicted model, not a curated record